Microcebus murinus (gray mouse lemur) is the source of this 2696-nucleotide messenger RNA. The record is from RefSeq and is a predicted model, not a curated record. NCBI's taxonomy places the organism in Eukaryota, Metazoa, Chordata, Mammalia, Primates, Cheirogaleidae.
GAACCGCAGCGCCGCCGGCAGAGAACUAUGAGGCGGGCGCCAACGGCCGGGGCGGCGGGGCGGGAGGCGGCGCGGGAGCUCGGCGUUGAGGGGCGGGCCUAGCCCGGGGCGCCCGGCUCGCGUCUUCUGGCCGAGCCGCCGCUCCCGCACACCGUGUGGGGCCGCCGCCCCCGCCUGGCCGUGGGUAACGGAGCGGCCGGGCGGCGACCUGGGGCCCCUCGGUGGGUGCGGGCGAAGUCUCCGCGGCGGGCAUCCCCCGAGGCCGCGCCCUGGCCAUGAUCGACUCGGUGAAGCUGCGCCGCGACAGCGCGGCGGACUUCUUCUCGCACUACGAGUACCUGUGCGCGCUGCAGGACUCGGUGCCGCUGCCCGCCGUGCGCGCCUGCCUCCGGGAGGGCGUGCUGGACUUCAACGCCGACCGCCUCCGCGUCGUGGACUGGGCGCCCCUGCUCAGCACCCUCAAGAUUAAUAAAGACCUGCCCUUGAUCUCCAUCAAGAGCUUCUUCCAGCCGUGGCUUGGGGAAACAGGUUCUGACAUAAAUAAAGUUUGCAGAGGUCGUGUUCCUGCCAUAAGAUUCAAAGAUGUGACCUUCCAGUUAUGUAAAGCUCUUAAAGGCUGUUUAAGUAUAUCAAGUGUGCUAAAGAACCUGGAGCUAAAUGGACUAGUUCUGAGAGAGAGAGAUUUAACUGUUUUAACAAAGGGAUUGAAUAAAUCGGCUUCUUUGGUGCACCUGUCUCUUGCAAAUUGUCCAAUUGGAGAUGGAGGUUUAGAAAUUAUUUGUCAAGGUAUAAAGAGCUCUAUCCCUCUUCAGACAGUCAACUUCACGGGGUGUAAUCUGACAUGGCAGGGAGCAGAUCACAUGGCCAAGAUCUUAAAGUAUCAGACCAUGAAAAGACAUGAAGAAACCUGGGCUGAGAGUCUUCGCUAUAGGAGACCUGAUCUUGACUGUAUGGCUGGCUUAAGGCGUAUCACACUGAAUUGCAACACGCUGAUUGGUGACGUAGGUGCAAGUGCUUUUGCAGACUCACUCAGUGAGGAUUUAUGGCUGAGAGCACUUGACCUGCAACAGUGUGGCCUCACCAAUGAAGGAGCAAAGGCUUUACUGGAGGCCCUUGAAACCAAUAGAACUCUCGUUGUUCUGGAUAUAAGAAAAAAUCCACUCAUCGAUCAUUCUAUGAUGAAAGCAGUUAUCAAAAAAGUUGUCCAGAAUGGAAGGAGUGCUAAGUCAGAGUACCAAUGGAUAACUUCUCCAACAGUGAAGGAAUCAUCGAAAACUGCUAGACAGAAAAAGAAAACUAUAAUUCUAGGAAGUGGUCGAAAAGGAAAAGCUACUAUUAGAAUUGGAUUUGCUUCAAAGAAACCUGUAAGUUGUGGAAACAAACACUCCCUUGGUAAAGAACACUAUGCUCCUAUACCUCUACCACCUGGUGCAUCUGGUUUCUUGCCGUGGCGUACUGCAGAACGUGCAAAAAGGAACAGGGGGUUUCCAUUGAUCAAAACUCGUGAUAUACAUAAUCAGUUGCAGCAACCAGGUUUUCCUGUGACUGUGACAGUAGAGAGUCCUUCAUCCUCAGAAAUCGAAGAGGUUGAUGAUUCUUCAGAAAGUGUUCAUGAAGUGCCUGAGAAAACCAGUUUAAAACAAGAAGCAUUACAGGAAAAACUGGAAGAGUGCCUGAAGCAGUUAAAGGAGGAAAGAGUGAUAAGGCUUAAGGCUGAUAAACGAGUCAGUGAGCUGGAACAUGAAAAUGCUCAGUUAAGAAAUAUAAAUUUCUCUUUGUCUGAAGCCCUUCAUGCACAGUCAUUGACAAGCAUGAUCCUGGAGGAUGAAGGUGUUUUGGGCAGCAUUGAGAAUUCUUUUCAGAGCUGUGCCACAAUGGCUGGUAUAGAUCAGUCAGAUUUUCACUUACUAGGUCAUCCCCAGAUGAAUUCUACUGUUAGCAGUCUACCUAAAGAAGAAAAGAAGGCCCUUGAAGAAGAAAAACCAGAACCAAAGCAGAAUGCCCUAGGAAAAAUUGAAAAUAUCCAAGUUUCUAUUUGUAUGCAGUCAGCUUACAAUGAAGGAACACUAAUGAAGUUUCAGAAAAUUACAGGCGAUGCUAGAAUUCCUUUGUCUGUCGACUCCUUCCCUGUACCAGUUUCUACUCAGGAGGCCUCAGUAAAUUCCAGAGACAGCCUGGGAGUCCCAGCCACCGAGCAGCAGCAGGAGCCUUUCGAAGAUAUCAUUUCUAGAACAAGUUCUUUAGCAGAUGUGAUUUCUGGAACUGGAAGUCAAAGAAAAGAAGAGGAGUUUUCCAGAAAGAGCAAAUCUUCUUCAGAGAAAAUGACCAAAACAGGUGAAUAUACCAAAAAACACUCUGCUAAGAAACAACUUGGAAAAGAUCUGCAUUCCUACUCUGACUCUAUAAACCGGAAAAGCAAAGGAAUCAGGGAAAUUAGUUCUUUGGUUAAUGAACCAAUUAAAAGUGAGUCUUUGAAACAAUACAUUUCUGUCAAGAAAGAAAGUAGUAUAGUGACUGUUUUAUCCAAGACAAAUACAAGUAAAUCCAAUCCACUAGAACAUUCUGAAAGUGAUACUCUUGGAUCUGAUUUUGAUUUUCAAGAAAGCAUCCAUUAUCACGCCUGACAUAGGUCUAAAUCUUUUGAAAUUAUGUUUUGCCUUUAAAUUUUAAUAAAUUUGUGUAUGUUUUUAUUAUGG